This is a messenger RNA of Erpetoichthys calabaricus (reedfish), 2286 nucleotides long. RefSeq names its product NACHT, LRR and PYD domains-containing protein 12-like. Bases 220 to 2286 code for a protein of 688 amino acids. The record is from RefSeq and is a predicted model, not a curated record. The transcript is spliced from 6 exons. Gene Ontology annotation, cellular component: cytoplasm. NCBI's taxonomy places the organism in Eukaryota, Metazoa, Chordata, Cladistia, Polypteriformes, Polypteridae.
CCCUCUGGGAUAAUAAAGCCAAACCUAAAUCUAAACUAGACAAACCAGUCCUGCCAGGGUCUCGGGUUUCACCACACAGCCGACAAUGUCUGCCUGAGUCAAGGGGUCUGCUGCUUCUGCUUCAAUGCUUUUUUGACCAUCUAGAAAUCAGUUGAGCUUCUGUGAAGAUGACACUGGGUUCCACUCUGAUCAAAUAUUCAAUCAUCUUGGCAUCCUGAAAUGGCUUUCUACAGCUCUAAGUCCAAAGAGAAGUCUGGACAGGCAUACUUUAAGAUAGGAAGACAAAAAGAAGAAGUUGCCAGUCUGUCCGGUUUGACAGAGAAAUUUUCUCAAGUUAUUAAAACACUUCGUUAUGAGGGACUUCUUGAGGUCACUGAUUACUACAAGCCCUACUUGGCCUAUGUGAUUGAAUAUGAUGUCAGGAGUGUCUUGCAGAACCUGGUCACCAAGUACAUCCUCACCAAUGAUGAGGCCAAGACCUUUAAAGCCAAAGAAGAGCGUGAGGGUCUAGCAGGUGUGGAGUCCUUCAUCAAUGACAUGAUGAAGAAAGACAGAGUGGUGCUGGUCAGCCUAUGGCAGGCUCUGGCUGAAGAACUUAUGAAAUUGCCAUCACCCAACCUGACAAGAAUACUGGAGGAGGUGACAGAGUAUGGACCGGACCUCUUGAUAAACAUUCAGGCCAGUCUCCAUCCCAUUCCCAUUAAGGUUCAUAUUAAAGGCCUCUAUGACAUGCACAGAGGUAAUGUGCUUUUAUCUACAACAGUUCUGGAAGAUCAGGCUUCUCCUGGAAAUGCACACACCAGAGCUGUGGUCUUUGAGACUCGAUACACUGAGCUGAUGGUCAUUGGUCAGUACAGAAGGACCUACAAUGAGACUCACCAUGAACUUGAGAAAACAGGAAUAACUCAUGCAGAGCUGGUGGAGGAGAAGACAAAAGUGAAAUGUGAACGAAUCUGGACUGAGCAACUUUUUAGAAGAAGCCCAGGAAGUCAGACACCCCCCCACAUUGUAGUAGUCAGUGGGGUGGCUGGCAUUGGGAAGACCACCAUGGUGCAGAAGAUCUUGUUUGACUGGGCCAGGGGCACUCAUUACCAAAGGUUUGCAUUUGUGUUCCUGUUUAAAUUCAGGGAGCUGAACCUACUAGAUACGGAGACAGAGCCUCAGAUGCCUCUGACCAGGCUAAUUGUAAGGCACUAUAAAUAUCUUAAUGACCCAAGACUGAGAGAAAUCCUAAAAAAACCUGAAUCUCUCCUCUUUAUAUUUGAUGGACUGGAUGAGUAUAAACACAAACUGAACUUCACACAGAGUAAAUUCUGCUCUGGCCCAGAUGACUACUUUCCUGUCCACAUCCUGGUCACAAGCCUGGUCAAUCAAACAUUACUGAAGGGCUGUACAGUUUUGAUUACGAGCAGACCAGUAGCUUUGGAGUCCCUGGACAUGGAGAGAGUUGAUCGAUUUGCAGAGAUCCUGGGGUUCUUCCCUGAACAAAGGCUGAUGUAUUUUAAGAAGUUCUUUGAUGAUGCUGAUUUGGGUGCUGAGGCUUUUCAGUAUGUGGAGGAAAAUGCCAUCCUGUACACCAUGUGCUUCAACCCCUCAUACUGCUGGAUUAUCUGCUCUGUGCUGAAGAGCCAUUUCAUGACGCCUGAAGAAGAGCGAGGAGCCAUUCCCAGAACUGUCACAGAGCUCUUUGUGAUGUUCCUUCACAACAUCCUCACCAAUCACAAACGAGAAGCAGAGGACCAGCUGGGGAUUCUGGUCAAACUGGGAAAAAUGGCUUUUUAUGGGGUGAACAACAGAACCCUUGUGUUUUAUGACAAGUUUGAGAUGUCAACCUUUGGUCUCCAGUCAGUCCUGUCUUCUCCAUUUCUGUCAGGGUUCCUCAAAGAAAUCCUUCAGAGAGAAAGCUAUCUGGAACACACAACAUACACAUUCUACCACCUCACCAUACAGGAGUUUAUGGCCGCCUGCUCCUUCUACCUUGAUCCAUCAGGGAGAGUUGAUGAGAUGCUUGCAAAGGUGGACUCAUGUAAAGAUGGCCGGUUUGAAAUUCUCACUCGAUUUUUGGCAGGACUGACCAGGCCUUCUGUGUUUAAUGCACUGGAAGGAAACUUGGGGGAAUUUGAUUGGAAGACAGCAAAGCAAAUACUAGAGUGGGUUAAGCAGAAGCUGAAAAUGCUCUACAGGGUGGAAGUAAAUGUGAAGAUGAAGAUGUGCCCUUUGGCCAAGAUAAAAGUGAAGCUCUGCGAGUGUGUCAGUGGCUGUAUGAGACUCAGAAUGAGAAAUUAA